Messenger RNA from Pseudomyrmex gracilis, 1846 nucleotides. RefSeq names its product putative cyclin-dependent serine/threonine-protein kinase DDB_G0272797/DDB_G0274007. Bases 146 to 1078 code for a protein of 310 amino acids. Gene Ontology annotation, molecular function: sequence-specific DNA binding. NCBI's taxonomy places the organism in Eukaryota, Metazoa, Arthropoda, Insecta, Hymenoptera, Formicidae. The transcript has 2 exons. The record is from RefSeq and is a predicted model, not a curated record.
CACACGAAGUAGUCUACGACGCGUCGCGAAGUGAAUACCUCGCAAUUUCCAGUCUAUACUUUAUAUGUCUAUGGACCGUUACACGCGACUACAUUGUGCAGUUGUUAACUCACUCAGUUUUGUUAUAUUUUAAUAAACAUAAAAGAUGGUAAGAGGAUGUUGCGUUUCUACUUGUAAAUCUGGGAAUAAUGUACCAUCCCAUUCAUUCCCAAAAAAUCCUGAACGUCGCAAGUUGUGGUUAGAAAAUUUACAUAUACAGCAAGUAGAAGAACGUGAAAUUCAAAAGUGGCGAGUGUGCUACAAACAUUUUUGUAACAAAGAUUAUAGUUGUGCCCCAACAAGACGUGUUUUAAAAAGCACUGCAAUUCCGACACAUAUUCCAUCAGAUGAAACUACAAAACCUGUUGAACAACAACAACUGAAGAAGCAGCAGGAAGAAUUGAAAGAGCAAGAAAUAGUACCGCAACAGCAUGAAGAACAGAUAUUACAACAGACAGAGCAGCAGCAAAAAUUGGCAGAGCAAGAAAUGAUACUGCAACAGCAUCAAGAACAGAUAUUACAUCAGAUAAAAAAGCAGCAACAAGAAUUGGCAGAGCAAAGAAUAAUACUUCAACAUCAUCAAGAACAGAUAUUACAUCAGGUAGAAAAGCAGCAGCAAGAAUUGGCAGAGCAAAGAAUAAUACUACAACAGCAUCAAGAACAGAUAUUACAUCAGGUAGAAAAGCAGCAGCAAGAAUUGGCAGAGCAAGAAAUGAUAGUGCAACAGCAUCAAGAACAGAUAUUACAUCAGAUAGAAAAGCAGCAGCAAGAAUUGGCAGAGCAAAGAAUAAUAUUUCAACAGCAUCAAGAACAGAUAUUACAUCAGAUGGAAAAGCAGCAGCAAGAAUUGGCAGAGCAAAGAAUAAUACUGCAACAGCAUCAAGAACAGAUAUUACAUCAGGUAGAGUUAGCAAAACAACAUACACAACAGUUAAAAAAUACAAUCACAAUCCAACAAAGUCCAAGACAUGCAAGACCUGAUCUUGGUGAAACAAGCAAAAAACAUUUUAUUGUCCCCAAAAGCCAAGAAAUUCUAUGAAAAAGUUGUAAAAUUAAAAACAGAAAAAACUUAAAAAAACGAUUUGUUGUUUAUCAAGCUAAACAACAAAUGUCAUCAAAAAUAAUAAAUAAUAAAAAGAAUAAAUAAAAAAAGGCAGAAGUGAUAAAACUGCGACUGUACAACAAUUUAUAAACAUGAUUUUGAGGAACAAUAUGAGGAAAUAUUGCGCCACAGGAUGAAAUGUCAAUACAACCUGCCAUUUAUUACGAAUCAAAAACAGAUAAAAUUAUUGGCUUCGAAGAUUAGGGUAUGAGACGAACAAGAAAAUUUGCAGAUCAUGCAUAAUGUUUUACAUGAGAUGUCUUGCAUCUGGUAAUCACAUGCCUGUUGGAUAUGGAUUUUGCCAAGACACACAACAAAUACACCACAGCUUGUAAGGUGCAUUAAAAAGUGGUUGACAAUGCUUUUAAAAUGUGGAUUUAAACCAAUAGCAAACGUAUGCGAUCAAAGUGCUAUAAAUAUGGCAGCUUCUUCUUCUUCUUUGCAUAUAUGGCUCACGCCCCUGCGAGAGAGGAGCAAACGCCAGUCUAUAGAUAUACAUUCUCAGAACGAAUGUGGGGGGGGGGAGGGAUGUGCAGUUUUUACCUACUAUCCUAUCUAUGUCGGGCUCGUGCUCAAGGUGUUAUAACUACGAUCGCCUUGUGAGAGGGAAAUUAAUUUGGGAUUACACCUGAAUUAAUUUUUUGGAGGCCCGAUUAAGUUCGCCAAUCAACCGAUAAACUCAGUUGAAAGGGGACCGGCCCGGAA